Molecule: messenger RNA, 1314 nt
Organism: Striga asiatica
Lineage: Eukaryota; Viridiplantae; Streptophyta; Magnoliopsida; Lamiales; Orobanchaceae
Source: the annotation of a GenBank genome assembly
AUGGCGCCCCCUUUCCGCCUGCUGAUCCUACUCUCGGUUGCCUCCCUCGCAGCUGCCGAGAUCCGAUUCUCCGAGAUUCGAUCCGACGACCGGCCGAUAAUCCCUUUCGACGAGUUCGGGUUCACCCACCGUGGCCAACUGGAGCUCAACAUCACCAAGCUCUCCCUUUCCGGCCCCGCCACCGAUCUCUCGGCCCUAUCGAGCGUGGGAUUCUUCCUCUGCACCCGCGACGCCUGGGUCCACGUGCUCCAGCAAAUCGAGGACGCCGAGAUUAAUUGCGUCCUCGGAUCCGACGCCGUACAGAAAGUCUACACCUUUGACCGCCUCCCGUCCCCCUCCGCCUCCGAAUUGAACUUUCUCUACGCCGAGUCCGACGCCGAUCAGUACACCCUCGUGUUCGCCAACUGCCUUCCGCAGCUGAAGGUGUCUAUGAACGUUCGGUCGGCCAUGUACAACCUGGAGGACGGCAGGUCCAACCACCGUGAUUAUCUCUCAGCCGGUAAAACCGUUCUGCCUAGGGUUUAUUUCCUCUUCUCCAUCAUCUACUUCGUUUUGGCCGCCACCUGGAUCGCUGUUUUGUACAAGAAGAUGUUGACGGUUUUUGGGAUUCACUUCUUCAUGCUGGCCGUGGUGCUCCUGAAAGCACUGAAUUUACUGUGUGAGGCUGAGGACAAAUCAUACAUCAAGCGGACGGGGUCUGCCCAUGGCUGGGAUGUGUUGUUUUACAUAUUUAGUUUCCUGAAGGGAAUUACUUUGUUUACUUUGAUCGUGUUGAUUGGGACUGGGUGGUCGUUCUUGAAGCCCUACUUGCAGGAUAAGGAGAAGAAGGUAUUGAUGAUCGUGAUCCCGCUUCAGGUGGUAGCAAAUAUAGCACAGGUGGUGAUAGAUGAGACAGGGCCUUUCGGUCAGGAUUGGGUCACCUGGAAACAGGUGUUCCUGCUUGUUGACGUUGUUUGCUGUUGUGCGGUGCUUUUCCCUAUCGUGUGGUCGAUCAAAAACUUGCGUGAGGCGGCCAAGACCGAUGGAAAGGCCGCUGUAAAUCUGAUGAAGUUGACUCUGUUUAGGCAGUAUUAUAUAGUGGUGAUAUGCUACAUUUACUUCACGCGUGUUGUGGUCUAUGCUCUUGAGACCAUUACAUCAUAUAAGUACCUUUGGACUAGUGUGGUGGCGGGGGAGUUGGCCACACUUGCAUUCUAUGUCUUCACUGGGUACAAGUUCAAACCCGAGGCCCACAACCCGUAUUUUGUGAUUGAUGAUGAGGAGGAGGAGGCUGCAGCAGAACAGUUGAAGCUGGAGGACGAGUUUGAAUUGUGA